Molecule: messenger RNA, 297 nt
Organism: Rangifer tarandus platyrhynchus (Svalbard reindeer)
Lineage: Eukaryota; Metazoa; Chordata; Mammalia; Artiodactyla; Cervidae
Source: the annotation of a GenBank genome assembly
AUGGCGGCGACACCGCCACACCCCUCCUCCCUGGACUCGCGGGCGUCCCCGGAAGUGGCCGGCCCGGCCUGCACGAACGGAAAUACCCGAGCCAAGCCGAAGGAGCUCGACCUCCAAGCCCCAGCGCGGAGCAACGUGGGGCGGUGGCGGCGGCUGCGCAAGCGCACAGCGCAGGCCGGCCGGGAAGAGCCGAAGCGGGCAGGCGACGGAAAUAGCCGAAGCGGUGGGGCGCCCGAGGCCGUUGCGGACCUCCGCGCCGAAGCCGCUGCUGCCACGGAAGCCGGCCCUCCUGUCUAG